CUGUUCAUUUGAGUAUUCAUACACUUAGACACUUCCGUUACUUCCCAUAACUUCCAAAUACCUCUAUAAAUUUCUUUUGAACCCAAAACAUAGAAAUCAAAUUUCAACGUUCAACAAAAUGCCUGACAGUACAGAGAAUAAUCAACGUACAACCGACAAGCCCAUGUCUUAUGAACUCUCAUUUUUAAUUAAACUCAUUCCCGAAACUUUUGAUGGAGAUAGAUACAAAAUUCGCAGUUUUAUCAAACAAGUUGAUGGAGCUUUUGAACUUGCGUCUGCUCAGCAAAAGCCAGCACUUUUACUCUAUGUGAAAAGUCGUAUCACUGGCAAAGCUCGCGAGCAGAUCGACAUUCAUUGCAGCCUCACGACUUGGGAAGAAAUUUCUGACCUUCUCCUAAAUCUUUAUCAUGAUAAGAAAACUCUUGAUCAAUUGUUCGAAGAAUUGAAUUCUAUACACCAAAUGAGAAAUGAAAAUGUCUCACAAUAUUACCAGAGAAUUGAAGACCUCUCAUCGCGUAUUCUCGCAACAAUUCACACGACCGAACAAGACGAAACUCUCCUACCGGGCUCUAUCGCAAUGGUCACUAAGAUCACUCUAAAUCGAUUUAUUUAUCACACACACCCUCAAAUCUCGCAAAUGCUCCGCUACCGCGAAUUUACUACAAUCAAUCGAGCUUUUACUGCCGCGGUAACCGAAGAAAAAGCCCUUCGAAUGCAAUAUAAUUCGUAUGCUAAAUGCAGACAUUGUGGUAGAUCAAAUCACACGAGUGAUGACUGCCGACUUAAAAAUAGAAAUUCAAAUUCCUUCACAUCACGUGAACAUAAACAGAUUCAUUUUUCUCAGGAAAAUUCUCACCAAAAUACUUUCAAAAAUCAAAAUCAAUCACAAAACCCAAAUCGAUUUAAUAAUCAACGACUCAAUCAAAAUUCGAACCGAUCAAAUUCUCAAAAAACGUGCAACUACUGUAAAAAGAGUGGUCAUGUUAUUGAAGAAUGUAUAAAACGAUUUGCUGCAAAUGUAAAGAAAAACCGGGAUAACGCAUCGCAAAAUCGACAACAAUCAAGCGUCAACGUUAGCAACCCAAUGCAAAAUAAAAAUUUUCAAACGGUCAAUCGUAAUUUACAUCAACCAGAGCUAUCUGAACAAAAAAAUGAAGCUCCAACUACCUCUACAACUUUAAAUUCAUUUGCUUUUCAUAUACCCUCGAAUAACAACGAGUUAACAUAUAUUCUCUUUGAAUCCCCUCAUUCAGACGAUUCUGAUCAAAUCCUUAAAUUUUUGGUCGACACUGGAGCGGCCGUCUCUCUCGUAAAAGCCUCGAGUAUUCGUAAUUAUAAAAUCAUCAAUCCUGAGCCAAUUAUCCUCAAUGGUAUUAAACCCAACGCACCGAUCAUGACUCUUGGACAGACGGAACUAAAUUUGUCGGUCAAUUCUAACUCUUUCUUUAAUAAAUUUCAUGUCCUUAAUUCGGAUACAGGAAUCCCAUUUGAUGGUCUCGUGGGACAAGAUUUUUUCCAAAAGCAUAAUUGCAAAAUCAAUUAUCAAAAUUCGACAAUCUCAAUCGACGCGCUACCAUUUCCCUUACCACUACAAAGUAAUGCUAUUCUAUUUCACAACGCAUCACAAAUAAUUAUUCAACCUCGCUCUGAAAUAAUUGCAAAAAUAUCGCUCAUGAAUCCUCUCAACCUCGACGAAGGUAUAAUCACCGGUCAAUUUCUCGAUAAAGAAGAACAAGUAUUAAUUCCCACAGCUCUCGUAAAAGCAACAAAUAAAAAAGAAUCGUUUAUUACAAUUAUAAAUCGAUCCGCAGAAGAGAAAAUCAUUCCGAAACCAUGUUUACCGCUUUUAUCUCCUCCUCAUCAAAUGAAAGUUUUUCAUAUAAAUAACAAUUCGAAUAACUUAAAAAAAAGACAUGAAUUACUACAUGAAAAUCUCCGCACUGAACACCUUAAUCCGGAAGAAAAACAAUCAUUAACCAAACUCUGUGAAGAAUUUCACGAUAUUUUCAAUCUCCCAGACGACAAAUUAUCCUAUACCUCAGCGACAGAUUGUAAAAUCCCUACAAUCGACAAUAUCCCAAUUCAGGUAAAAUCCUAUCGGUACCCCGAGGUACAUAAAAACGAAGUUUCCAACCAAAUAGAAAAAAUGAUGAAACAAGGGAUCAUAAAACCCUCUGUAAGCCCAUGGUCGAGUCCACUCUAGGUCGUCCCCAAGAAAAUGGAUGCUUCAGGCCAACGAAAGUGGCGCAUAGUUAUCGACUAUAGAAAACUUAAUGAAAAAACAAUAGGAGACGCGUACCCUCUUCCAAAUAUAGAAGAUAUAUUAGACCAAUUAGGCCAUUCUCAUUAUUUCACAACACUUGAUCUGGCAAGUGGUUUCCAUCAAAUCCCGAUGCACCCCGAUGAUGCCCAGAAAACCGCUUUUUCGACCCCAUCUGGUCACUAUGAGUACACGCGAAUGCCCUUCGGAUUGAAGAAUGCUCCUGCUGUAUUUCAAAGAUUAAUGAAUAAUGUUCUCACUGGCCUCACUACUACCCAAUGUUUUGUCUAUCUAGAUGACGUGGUUAUUUAUGCAACUAAUCUCGCUGAGCACGAAACAAAGUUACGUAACGUUUUUAAUCGACUGCGCGAAAAUAAUUUGAAACUCCAACCUGACAAGUGCGAAUUCCUCCAUGAAUCUUGUCAAUAUCUCGGACACAUUAUUUCUAAAGAUGGAGUUAGACCGAAUCCCCAGAAAAUCUCGUGUAUUCAACAGGUAAAACCUCCUACGAAUCCUAAAGAAAUCAAAAUCUUCCUCGGAAUGGCUGGUUACUAUAGAAAAUUUAUACCAAACUUUUCCACAAUUGCAAAACCAUUGACCUUAUUAUUAAAAAAUGAUGUACCAUUCGCUUGGACGGAAAAACAACAAGACGCAUUCGACAAAUUGAAAUCGAUUUUAACCAAUGAACCGUUACUCCAAUACCCAGAUUUUUCGAAACCUUUUACGGUAACUUGUGACGCAUCGAAUGUUGGUAUCGGUGGCGUCCUAUCUCAGAUUAUUAAUGAUAAAGACUUACCUAUUGCAUAUUAUUCACGGACAUUAAAUUCUGCUGAACAGAAUUAUUCUACUACAGAAAAGGAAUUAUUAGCAAUCAUUCAAACAGUUGAAUAUUUUCGCCCCUACUUAUACGGACGAGAAUUCACUAUUUACACGGAUCACAGGCCUCUUCAAUGGCUAUUUAAUUGCAAAAAUCCAUCCUCAAAACUUGUUCGAUGGCGACUGCGCUUAUCGGAAUACCAGUACAUUAUUAAAUACAAACCAGGUAGAGUCAAUUCUAACGCUGAUGGUUUAUCGCGCUUAAUUUGCGAUACAAAUCCAGAAAAUAAGACAAUACUUUUAAUGAACAAAUCCGAGAAAACUUAUCAAGAUUUUACAAAGUUUCAUUACACGAAUCAAGAUGUGAUUGAUUAUCCAAAAGAAGAAACUCCCCUUUCUAAAUUAAAAGGAAAUAUUGUAUUUCUUUGGUCUGAAGAUUUGGAUAGAGAAAAUCAAUAUUCAGAAUACAUCACCGAGAAUUUCGAUACGAAUAGCCUAACAUCAAACCCCAAUGGAUUCGAGAAAUUAACUAACGAUCACCAAAAUUUAUUCAUUCUAUUUCCUAAGAGCAAGCAUCAUGACAAGAUUGAUUAUCGAAAUUUAUUUCAAACUUUUAUGAAAUUCAAAGUUGAGAUUAAAUCAAAAGACUUUACUCUAAUACCUCCAAAAUUAAAAAACGGAGUUAAGCCUGAAAUCUUUAAUGAAAUGGUUAAAUUUAUUUUUCCAUCCAACAACGUCAAAUUUCUUAAUACGAAGAAAAUCAUCCCUCAGAAUCUAGACGAAAUUAAAAUCAUUCUCAAAGAAUUCCAUGAUAGUAAGUUAUCUGGACAUAGUGGUUUCAAUCGAACGUAUUCAAAGGUAAAAGAAACGUAUUAUUGGCCAACAAUGAAGAGUGAUAUUCGAAAUUACAUAAAGAAGUGUCACUCUUGUCAAUUAAAUAAAACUAAUUUCAAACCCACUAAACAACCAAUGGAGAUCACAACUACUUCUGAAAAACCUUUUCAAAGAUUAGCAAUUGACGUUGUAGGACCAUUACCCUUGACAGAACAAGGCAAUCGUUUUAUCAUUACUGCUCAAGACGAUCUCACAAAAUAUUCGUUUGCAUUUCCUGUUCCCAAUCACGAAGCUCAGACGGUUGUUGAUAAACUUCUUAGUAUUUUUGUUUACUUUGGAAUCCCUCAAACUAUUCUUACCGAUCAAGGUACAGAUUUUAUGUCAAGUCUCAUGAAAGAAAUGACUAACCUUUUUAAAACUAAACAUAUCUCGUCAACCCCAUAUCAUCCGCAAACUAAUGGUGCACUAGAAAGAUCCCAUCUCACUCUUAAGGACUAUUUGAAACAUUAUAUCAAUAAAAAACAGACCGAUUGGGAUACAUAUGUUCUAUUUGCAAUGUUCAGUUAUAAUACUGCAAUUCAUAAGUCAACUCAUUUCACUCCUUAUGAACUUCUCUUUGGUCACAAAGCUUAUUUACCAUCAUCUAUCACGCAAGACCCCGAAUUUCAUUAUACCUAUGAUGAUUAUAUUCGAUCAUUACAAUUUAAAUUAAAUUCUUCCUUUCAAAUGGCACGAGAGAAUUUGAUCGAAUCGAAAUUGCGAAGCAAAGAAUAUCACGACAAAAAAAUUCGUCCCAUUGAAUUCAAAGUCGGUGAUUUAGUUACAAUCGAAAAUAAAGGCACGACCCCGGGUCUUUCGAAAAAAUUGAGUCCCAACGCGAAAGGACCAUUUAAAAUUAUUAAACUAUUCGCGAAUCAAACCGUAGAAUUACAAAUUGGUAGAAAGUUAGUAAGAUAUCAUACUAAUUUACUAAAACCCUAUUUUUCAGAUGAAUCAAACAAUCCUGAUUCUAUUCCUACUUCCUCUCCUAAUUAAUUGUAAAGACUUUUAUUCUUUUUAUCCUUUUGAAAAUACAAGUGGUAUCUUUUAUAAUAAAAAGGGAAUCGUUCAAAUCACUAACUCCAAAUUAACUCUUCUCACUUAUCUCAAUAGAACUCAUCUCAGAGACACAUUCGAUAUCAUUAAUAAAUAUUUAAGUAAAACUGAAGAAAUUUGUAAACAGACGACGAAUGAAAUUACUAAAAAGAGUAAUAUCAGUUUCCAUUGUGAUCAUUCAAUUGAUCUUAUUAAAUCAGAAAUGACAGAAAUUAAAAUAAAGAAUGAUAUUCUUCGACAAAUGACUGAGAGAUCAAUUAUCAGAAGAAAGAAACGUGGUCUCAUCAAUGGAUUGUCUUAUAUAUUCAAAUGGAGUUUCGGCAUGCCUAACGCAGACGAUGCCCAAUAUUAUGAAAAUUCAAUAAAAAUGUUGACAAAUAAUAACAAACAAACACAGACAUUGCUGAAAUCACAAGUUCAAAUAAUUGCAAACGCAAUUAGAAAUUUCAAUAACUCCUUGUUUUCCCUUGAGAGUCAAGAGAAAGCAAUGAAUGAAAAUAUUCAGAAAAUUAAUUCUUUCACCGCCCAGACAAACUCUUACAUAUCUCAUUUAGAAAUGAUAACGACACUCAAUCAACAAAUCACUAUACUCCAUAUACUUGUUACUCAAGCAAACCGCGAAUUUUCUAAGUAUAUCGAAGCUGUUAAUUUAGCUGACCAUAAUAUCGUCUCUCCUUUUCUCCUAACCCCACAAAUGUUACAUGACGAGUUAAAAAGAUACAAAAAUAUCCACGAACUAAUAAUGGACCCAAAUUUAGAAAAUAUCCAUCACUUUUUCAAGCUUUUACAUUUACAAAUUAUGUCUACAAAAGACAAUAUCAUUUUUGCAUUACAAAUCCCACUUGUGGACAAAAUGAAAUUUGAACUCUAUGAAAUAAUCCCAAUUCCUAUCCAACAUAAUAAUUCACAAUUUUUCUCCUACAUUAUGCCUCAAAGCAAUUACCUCCUAUUAUCACAAUCUCGAUCCCAAUACACUUUCCUUAACGGAUUGUCUGAUUGUCAUGAGUACCAAGAUGAACAAUACAUCUGCUAUCACCUGCAUACGAUGACUUCAACUAGCAAUCCAACGUGUGAAAUCGAGCUGCUAUCUCCACAUACGACAAAGAUUCCAGCAUCAUGUACAACUAAAACCAUCAAGGCAACCAUCGAAACCUGGCAUCAUAUCGGAAGGAAUCAAUGGAUUUAUAUCCUCCAGAAACCAACAACGCUUACGAUUAUGUGCGGAGAGAAUGAAAAUCACCUAGAAGAUGUCAUUCUCCAAAAGAGUGGAUUAAUCCAAUUGGAACCCGAAUGCCGAGGUUACACAGACCAGAUCGUCAUUGAAUCAACACGCGACAGCACGAAAAACACGACUUAUUAUAUUCCUCAUAUGAAUAUAAUCGCUGACGACUGUUGUAUCCUGCAGACUCAUUUCAGUACCAUUGAGUCCAUUACGCUGAAGCCAAUUCAUCUAACCAACAUCGACCUCAAGGACCUCCAGAUAGCUGAUAAAAAACUCAACGAGUUCGACGAAAUUAUCACAAAACAAAUGAACGAACCAUUCAUUGUCACCCAUACUAGAUGGUAUAAUGUCGCCCUUGGGAUCAUCGCAGCAUUCAUCAUUAUUAUCAUUAUUUUUCGUUGCUGCAAAUGUUUUGGACAAAUUGAUUUUUUCCAUCGUCUCCGUUAUCCUAUUACGAAUCCGAGGAACCGUGAAACGAAUCCUCCACUCAUCAGUAAUUUCGUGAAUUGUAUUUUUGACUCAUCAGAACCAUCAUCUACAUCAGUCAAUGAAAUAGUGACCUACCGACCAAGACAGGAUGUACCUGCUGUCCCUCAUCGAAUACCUGAAAUUUCGGAUGACGACGAAGUCCCACCAAUUAUUCGUUUUCCAACGCGCCAACGACCUCGUAGAAGCACAACACCAAUUUAAUUUAAUAUUUAAACUUUUUGAAUUCACAUCUAAUCUUUUAAGCACAUUUACAUUUGACUAAAUCUUAGAGUCUUUUAUCAGUUACGAAUCUUAGAUUUACAAUUCUAUCAAUUAAUUCAUCUAUUAUUGUAAUUCAAAAUAUCUUAUUCAAUUUUAUGAUUUAUCCUUUAUAAUUCAAUGUAUGUUAUUCAAUUUUAUGAUUUAUCCUUUAUAAUUCAAUUUAUCUUGUUCGAUUUUAUGAUUUAUCUUUUAUAAUUCAAUAUUAUUAUAAUUCAAUGUAUCUUAUUCAAUUUUAUGAUUUAUCCUUUAUAAUUCAAUUUAUCUUAUUCGAUUUUAUGUUUUAUCUUUUAUAAUUCAAUAUUAUUGUAAUUCGAUGUAUCAUUUGUUAACUCUCCGUUAACAAACUUAAGGAGGAAGGUGUUGUAUACCCACAUUAUUUCCCUAUUCCCAAGUACAGUUCAAAUACUCUAAGCUCCCAACCUAGUCCCCAUCCUAACUAAAUGGGUUUGCACUCAAACCAAUUAAACCAUUAGGUCCCAACUGUCCCCAAAAGUCCAGACAGAUUUUACUAUUCGCCAUAAAUGUUGGCACCUCCAAAAACUCCCACUCCUCAAUUUUCCUCCUUUCCACCUUAAUUCCAAGUCUCAUGUCCUGCAAGGGAACUCUCCCUUCAGUCAGUUCAAAACCACCCUGUACCCAGUCAACACCUUUCUCAAAUUCAGAAGUGUCAUCAUAAAAUAAAUUCAUCAAGUGAAUACUA
Messenger RNA from Diachasmimorpha longicaudata, 7677 nucleotides. RefSeq lists its product as uncharacterized. Lineage: Eukaryota; Metazoa; Arthropoda; Insecta; Hymenoptera; Braconidae. The transcript has a single exon. Gene Ontology annotation, molecular function: protein binding; zinc ion binding; nucleic acid binding. Gene Ontology annotation, biological process: proteolysis. The coding region runs from base 119 to 2203 and encodes 694 amino acids. The record is from RefSeq and is a predicted model, not a curated record.